Messenger RNA from Umbelopsis ramanniana AG, 1695 nucleotides. RefSeq lists its product as uncharacterized. Gene Ontology annotation, biological process: tricarboxylic acid cycle. Gene Ontology annotation, cellular component: mitochondrion; succinate-CoA ligase complex (ADP-forming). The transcript has 7 exons. Gene Ontology annotation, molecular function: succinate-CoA ligase (GDP-forming) activity; succinate-CoA ligase (ADP-forming) activity. The record is from RefSeq and is a predicted model, not a curated record. Lineage: Eukaryota; Fungi; Mucoromycota; Umbelopsidomycetes; Umbelopsidales; Umbelopsidaceae. Bases 407 to 1399 code for a protein of 330 amino acids.
CUUCAACUCACCGCGUUAUGGUUGCUCGUACCAACUGGUCUGGCGGUCGAUUGAGUACACGUAAAAAAAAAUUGUCAGCGAAAUUAUUACAGUGUCACAAACUUUUUUUAUCCCCCUGUUCAAACCAAUGCUCCAACGCUCAAGACAGUUCUCUCGAUUUUUUUCUUUCUGUCUCAUAACUAUGUACUCGAUGGUAUUUCGCACACACGAUCGACAGACCCCAGGUUAAAUUUCACUCAGUUAAAAUAGUGACGCCACUGGUUUUGAGCAAAGGUGCUUUGUCUUUUGAAUUCGAGUCAAAAGCAGAAAUUUUGAACCGCCGGUCCAAUAGCGUGGAAAUUUUUUGCAGCUGGUGAAAAGACCCUGUGUUUACCAUUUUCAACCGUCUUACAUCGUUCCAGCCAACAUGUUUGCAGCCAAGCACUCAUCCAUUUUGCGUGCUACCGUUUCAGUUGCCCGCCGUGCCUAUGGUACUACUGGAUAUGAUUCCACCUACAAGAACUUGAUGAUUAACAAGAACACCAAGGUCAUCUGCCAAGGUUUCACUGGAAAGCAGGGUACUUUCCACUCGCAACAAGCCAUUGAAUACGGCACAAACAUGGUUGGUGGUAUCUCCCCCAAGAAGGCCGGUCAAACCCACCUUGGCCUCCCUGUCUUUGCCUCUGUCAGAGAUGCUGUCAAGGAAACCAAGGCUGAUGCUUCCGUCAUCUACGUUCCCCCUCCUGGCGCUGCUGCCGCCAUCUUGGAAGCCAUCGAAGCUGAAGUUCCUUUGAUUGUUGCCAUCACUGAGGGUAUUCCUCAACACGAUAUGGUCAGAGUCAAGCAAGCUCUUUUGACCCAAGACAAGUCUCGUCUCGUUGGUCCCAACUGCCCUGGUAUCAUCGCUCCUGAGCAGUGCAAAAUUGGUAUCAUGCCCGGUCACAUUCACAAGCGCGGUAACGUUGGUAUCGUCUCUCGCUCCGGUACCCUUACCUACGAGGCCGUCAACCAAACUACCCAGGUUGGCCUCGGUCAAACUCUCUGCGUCGGUAUUGGUGGUGAUCCUUUGAACGGUACCAACUUCAUUGACUGCUUGAGAGUCUUCUUGGAAGAUGAUGCUACUGAAGGUAUUGUUAUGAUUGGUGAAAUCGGUGGUUCCGCUGAAGAAGAGGCUGCCGAAUUCUUGAAGCAAUAUAACCUCACCAGAGAGAAGCCCAAGCCCGUUGUUUCCUUCAUUGCUGGUCUCACUGCUCCCCCUGGUCGUCGUAUGGGUCACGCUGGUGCUAUCAUCUCAGGUGGAAAGGGUGGUGCUCAAGACAAGAUGCGUGCUUUGGAAAAUGCAAAUGUCAUUGUCUCCAAGUCCCCUGCCGACAUGGGUGUCUUGCUCAAGAAGGCUAUGACCGAGGCUGGUCUUGUUUAGAUAGAUAUAUGAAAUCGUCGCGCAUCAUUCCAAGAAUAUACAAAAAAUAUACGAGUUGUUUACUAUUUUAUACUUUCCUUUUUCUUCUACUAUUGAUGGGUUAGAGACUCGUGUUAGAAAUAUAACGCCUCGUUAUUCGCUCAACUACGACAAUGGCCCAUUCCAAAAUAAUGGCGAAAGCCGUUCAACACCGACGCAUUAUCUUCAAAUAGAAUUGCGUCUUAUGUUACAUAGAUGUCGAGUUUAGGGAACGGUUCAUUACGGAAUGAUUUAGUAUAAAGCCGGGCAAUUGCCAU